GCAGUCAGAACCCAAACUCUCUGUCAGCUCUGGGCUCUCACAUUUGUUUGCUAUUAAUGUUGACUGGAUGGGAGGGGAGUUUCUCUCGCAGCGAACACUUGACUGUGUCAUAUUUCUGCUCCGGCUGCGGUGGAACAUGUCCAAAGCCCAUGGAGAGGCUUCAGCAGGAACAUUCCUGGAUUGUGUAGAAGCAUAGAAAGCACCGUCGUUGUUCUUUUGUUCCGACAGAACCAGAGAAGUGCUCCCAGGAUCCCCUCCAGUCAUAAGUGUCUCUGCAGUUGGAUCAUCCAGACAAAGAGCCUGGAGAUGCCCAUGAAGAGAGGAAGCCUUCUUCUGAUGGACAAGUCAAUGUAGCCACCUGGACCCGGUAUCAUUAGCUCUGGGUCUCCACCAACCCAAACAAAAGGAACAAAACCACGCCCAGAAAACAUAAGGACUUCCCUUCCACCUAAAAAACCCAAAAUCCAGGAUUUUAACAUCAAUGUUCUAAGUUCUGUCAACUUGUUUCUUCACUUGGGUCCAUUCAAAGGUCAACACAAGUCAACAAUGAAAGAUUUAUUUUGUCUUUCAGACGAGGAGCUUCUCCCAGAGGACGAUGAGAUGCCGUCAUUCAGUCAGAGACAAAAUGGCCGAGCGCGGACCAACUGCGCCAGAUGUCAGCGGAACCUCUCCCUACAGACUUCAGUCAGGGUUUUAUAUGUUUUCCUCGUGGUUCUCAUCAUCGCCGUCGUGAUUCUUGCGACAUUAGUGUUUCGGCGAGUGGAUACCUUGUACGAUGACUUUGCCGCGUCCCAGUCCUUCUAUGAGAAGAAGAUGGUGUCGGUUCAGGCAAACCUUCAAGAUCUUGACAUUAAAUCAGUGGGCAAUUGUUCCUUCUGCCACGAUGCCAGCCAACUGGGGGAAGAAAUCAGUAGACUCCGCAUGGAGCUGGAGGGGAUCCAGAAGAUGUUGUUGCAACAGGAGUUGGUUUUGGACCAGACAUCGCAAAGCCACCAAAUGCUCUUGUCUGCCAAUGGUGAGCUGGACAGUCAAAUCAUGAGUAGCAAUUUCACCCUGAGGCAAAUUAAUCAAACCCUGGGGCUUUUCCUGGCCCAAGUGAAAGGGUGGCAGACAUCAGCGGCAGAGCUGGAUACCUCUGUCAAAAACCUGGUCCAGGAAAGGUACGACAUUGGUUCUGCCGUCCAAUCAAUUAACUUCACGGUGAGCCAAACGUCAGAGUGGGUACAGGUCAUACAGAGAAAGACAGACGAGGAGACCCUCACUUUGCAGAAGAUCGUAUCUGACUGGCAGAACUACAGUAAGGUUUUUGGUGCAUUCAAGGCAACAUCGGGCAAAACCAUCGACUUGGUCAGAAACAUUCAGAGCAGCAUCGGCUCGACGGUGCAACGUAUUAGCCUCAACACAGAAGUCAUGCACGAUCUUGUUCUACAAGUCAUGGGGCUUCAGCUGCAGCUGGACAACAUCACUUCCAUCUUGGACGACCAUGACGAGAACAUGCAGGACCUUCAAUAUCACACCAAGUACACCCAGAACCGAACGGCUGAACGAUUCGAGAGCCUGGAGGGUCGAAUGUUUUCCCACGAAACGGAAAUCAGCACCAUAUUUAACAAUAUCAACGCUACGGACAACCAUGUUCAUAGCAUGUUAAAGUACCUGGAUGACGUUCGACUGUCUUGCACCCAUGGCUUUAACUCCCAUGCCGAGGAAUUAUAUUACCUGAACAAGACGAUGGCACUCAUGCAGGGCACCACUGAUUUGCUGAGGGAGAGGUUUGGCUUGAUGAAUGCACGAUUAGAGUUCGAUAUGCGGAAUUUGUCCAUGAUUAUGGAGGAGAUGAAAGUGGUGGACGUCAAGCAUGAAGAAAUGCUGCAGAAGGUCACCAUUGUCCAAGGGGCUCCUGGUCUUCCUGGGCCAAGAGGAAGUAAAGGAGACACAGGAAGCAAAGGUCCCUUGGGUCCCAGAGGGGCAAAAGGUGAUCCAGGGGAACUAGGACCUCAAGGGCCACAAGGAACAAGAGGAAUAGCUGGUGAUAUUGGACCUCAAGGAGAAAAAGGACCAUUUGGAAUAAAGGGGACAUCUGGGAUUAAAGGUGAAAAAGGCAGCAUGGGCCUUCCAGGUCCUAAAGGUCAAAAAGGAACAAAAGGUGAUGUUGGGCCUCCAGGGCCUGGUGGACCCCCAGGUGGAAUAGGACCCCCAGGGCUUCAGGGAAAACCUGGCCUCCAAGGAUUGAAUGGCUUUACUGGUGAAGAUGGACCAAAAGGUCCCAAAGGGGAAACUGGUUUCCCGGGGCCUCCUGGCUUGCCAGGUCCACGAGGAUUACCUGGACCUCAGGUUAUUUGAAGAGCGAAUGUAACUAGUCAGGGACCGGUUCUCAGCUUCGGGACAAGACUGUUGAAUAGCUGAUUUGAAUGUAUCAAUUCUCCAUCCCACAUACAUUAGAAAUGAUAGAGCUCCAACAAGUUGGCCACCUACUAAGUGGUCUCCAUUCCAAACCUCCGCGUAUAUGUCUUUCUCUGCCUAGUAAAUCAUAACUUACUAUA
Messenger RNA from Xenopus tropicalis (tropical clawed frog), 2540 nucleotides. RefSeq names its product scavenger receptor class A member 3 (gene scara3). The transcript has 6 exons. The coding region runs from base 547 to 2340 and encodes 597 amino acids. Lineage: Eukaryota; Metazoa; Chordata; Amphibia; Anura; Pipidae. The record is from RefSeq and is a predicted model, not a curated record.